This is a messenger RNA of Parastagonospora nodorum SN15, 510 nucleotides long. RefSeq lists its product as hypothetical. The record is from RefSeq and is a predicted model, not a curated record. NCBI's taxonomy places the organism in Eukaryota, Fungi, Ascomycota, Dothideomycetes, Pleosporales, Phaeosphaeriaceae. The transcript has 2 exons. The coding region runs from base 1 to 510 and encodes 169 amino acids.
AUGGACUGCCAACCAUCUGACACUGAUCGUGGUGAGCCGACUUACACCGAACCGCCGCGCGGAGACGACUGUGACAAGUCGCUACCGAAGAACUUCGACAAACCCCUAACGUGCUUCUUCUGGUACCAGACCGGACGAUGCAGUAAGCGCGAUAUCGAUUGCAUCUAUGCACACUACGAUACGGGAUACUAUGCAGCCGGGCCUAUUCACGUGGCGCGUCCAACCGGUACUAUUGCCGUAGCCGGAAGGAAUGCUCGUCAAAUGAGCUCGACCAACGCACCGCUGCAGAUUCUACCUUCGAUUGCAGACCUUCACCUAAAAGCGGCGCGGCUUGCUGCUUGGGAGCAAGAGUUGAUGAGGCGGGAAGCGUCGGUCACGCUGAGGGAGCAGCAGCUGAACUCGACCCUGCAUGGGGGAAGGCCAUCGAGGGCCAGGCGACAGGAGCGUGGGGCGAGAAAUAGGGGAGAGCUCAGGACGGUCGAUCGCAGACGUCGCGAAGGCGCUGCAUAA